UGGCAACUCAUGGUGCUGCGUGGGAGCAAUCAAGUCGCGGCGGCGGCGCUGUUCCUGUUUGCCGACGAUCUACCGCGGCCCACGACAGCGUCUGCAGCGCCCGCGACAUUGACGAGGAAGAAGACCAAGGCACCACCACGCAAGCUGAAAUCACCAGAAACGUUGCCGCCAAACGAGUUGAGACCCAACGAACAAUAUGCCGACCAACUCACGGGAUUGAUGGGCAAAGAGCGCAAGCGGUUGGCGCAGCAAGUUCUCGUUGCGGCCGAGAAAGGCAACACAAAGGCGAUCUACUUGUUGCUGCAUCAGCGCAUGCUCACGCCCACCCACUGCAUCGGCAUGAAAGGGUUUUCCCCACUACAUCAUGCCUCGUCCCGAGGUCACUUGGAAAUCGCGCAACUGUUGCUGUCGUUUGGAUGGCCCGUUGACCACACAAACGACAUGGGCGAAACGGCAUUGCAUUUGGCAUGCUACGGUGGUCAUGUGCACGUCGUCGAGUGUUUCCUAGACAAGGGAGCCAACAUCCACGCCGUAAACAAGGAUGUCGAAACCGCGCUUUUCUAUGCCGCCCGGAAAGGCCACUUUCGCGUGGUGCGGCUGUUACUCCGUCGGGAGGCCGACAUGACCCGCCGCAAUCGAUUCGACGACCUGCCCGAGGACGAAGCAUCCAACGACGUCACUCGUCUCGAGUUUACGACAUCCAAAGAAGAGAACGCCCGCCGCCGCCUGGUGCUUCGAUCCACAGCUCCCGAUGGCGACGCGGCCCUGCGGUCUGCUCACCGCGAAGCCAUCCUCUCGUUCCUCGACACUAGGUCGUUGGGCAUGGCCAUGCAAGUGUGCUUUCGCUGGUAUCGGGCAGCUGAUACCCCACGCCUAUGGAAAUCCCUGGGAGUAUCACGAUGGGAACUCAGCCUCAACAAGAGUGUGGGCUUGGGCGUCGUCGCACCCAUGACGGGGUACCGGCCGACCCCGCGACGGCGUCCUUCGACGACUAGCGGCACGUCCACCGAGGCCAUGCUCAAUGCGACGGGGCACUUGGGGUACCAUCAUGCGAUUCCGUCCAAGUUGCAACUACAGCAUCACCAACAAGUACAGCAGAGGCGACAGGCCGACAAGUCGGCGGCGACGGCCUUGCCACCGCGCCGCCCCCAGACCGCCAUGCGUCUUGUGCAAUACCGAUGAAAAUGACGAGACUCAUUUGUUUCAUUUAUAGAAUAUCAUUUUAAAUAAGGAAGUAUUCAGAUGCAACGGAUAAACGCGGGUGUCGUGGCGGCGGCAGGAAUCCGCGCAUAAAUAUCGUUGAAUCGAUACAACGUCCGAGGACGCAUGAUCUUGUGGCGCGGGGAAUGCGACCGAGUCGGCGAGGGUGGUCGCAACGACGCAGACUCUUCAUGGAGGAGGAGCGCCAAGAGAAAUUUGGCGUACUGCAACACCGACGUCAUGGAGAGGCGCGCGCGCGGGUCGACUAGAAGCAUUUGCUCGAGGAGCGGCACGAAGGCUUCGGGAACAAGCGCUGCCCACUGCGGCAUAUGAUGGAGGACGCCGCGGAAGCCUUGUUGAACGAGAAUAGGGUAGAUCGGGUCGCGAACGACUGAGUCGUCCAGGAGAAAGUCACCCGUGAGCAUGGCAAAGAACGUCAUCGCAAGGGCCCACACGUCCGCAGCCGCGGGGUCCCAUGGCAAUCCAGUGAAGAUUUCCGGCGCCAUAUAGUUGCGCUUGCCACCAGCCCAGGUCGUAGGAACAUGGAGCGGAACCGCCGCGCCAAAAUCCAUGAGUUGAACUUGCAUGUCCCGGCCAAGAAGGACGUUUUCUAAGGACAGAUCGCCGUGCGCGUACCCGAGCGCGUGGAGUGUCACAACCGCCGACGAGAGUUGCUCGAGGUACACGAGGGACAUGUGGGUGCCAAUGCGCUUGUUUGCAAGGACAAGGUCGAAUAGAUCGCCGUUCGGACAGUACUCCAGCACGAGGCACACGUGCGAGUCGUCGUCGUGGAUGCAUUCGAGAAGGGGCAGAAUGUUCUGGUGUCCUCCUGCGGCAUGGAGCAUGUGGUAGAUCGCACACUCGACGCCGGCGUCCACGGGGGUGCUUUCAUUCCGCUUCAGCACUACGUCCAUGUCCGUGCACAGGUCACGGCACAAGAUCACGUCUGGCGGCGCCAGCGGCCGCACCUGUACAUAUCGACACGUUGCCAUCGCUCCAAGAAUUGGAAAAUGAGACCAAGAACAUGAC
Aphanomyces astaci is the source of this 2229-nucleotide messenger RNA. RefSeq lists its product as hypothetical. NCBI's taxonomy places the organism in Eukaryota, Oomycota, Saprolegniomycetes, Saprolegniales, Verrucalvaceae. The transcript is spliced from 8 exons. Bases 10 to 1182 code for a protein of 390 amino acids. The record is from RefSeq and is a predicted model, not a curated record. Gene Ontology annotation, molecular function: protein binding.